AUGGAUGAGGAUUCCCCACAGCAGCAACAACCACCACCACCACAGCAAUCCCCUCCUCCCUCUCAUGAGCGCUCUGUAACGCCCAGCUCGACCAUUCAUGCUACUACAACAACUGCUACCACCGCCAACACCACGCCCGGGCCUCCACCUCCUCCCCCUUCGUGGCCCAUUGCCUCUGGAACGCCUGGGCAGUUCGAUUCCUCCUCCGCCUCGGGCACCUCUGGCACUCCCAAUGCGACAGCCUCAGGUUCCGUCGCCCCAGCUUCUUCCGCUGGUCCAGCGUCUUCAAAACGUCGUCGUGGCCUGGGCGUCGUCACCCCCAACGCUUGUACCGAGUGUCGCAAGAAGCGGGCCAAGUGCGAUGGUGUCAGACCCUGCGCCAGGUGCAAGGCCCAGAAGGAUGUGGAGUGUAUCUACGAGAUCCCCGUACGCCAGUCGAAAGAGAACCUCCGCACCGAGAUCGAACACCUCCGCCGCCAGCAGCGCUCGAACGAGUCCGUCCUAUCUGCCCUCGCCCGCCAUGACCAGUGGGAGGAAGUUGUGCGCCGCCUGCGCGCCGGCCAGAGCGUCGAGGCCAUAUCAGAAUGGCUCAGCAGCAGCCACCACCAAUCGCCCGUCGUCAGCCCCAUGAUGCACACCUUUAGCGGCCAUCCCUCGGCUGCUGCGAUGGGAGGAGCCAACUUCACCCCCAUGGCCGCCUUCACCGGCGUGAGUACGAACUCGCCAGAAAUCGAUCCGAAUAGCCCUUGGGGCUCCCAUUCCCACUUCUCGGCGACCAGCCAGGCACAGUCCGGCAGGAGCAACUCACACCCCGACGUCUCGAGCUGGCCGCUGCCCGGGCAUCAGCCGCAGACAAGGGUCGGCCGUUGGGUGGAGGACAAUAGCCGUGCGCAGAUACACGAGGGAGAAGGGGCGAGCUAUCGGGGCCCGGAACGCCCCAUGGCCUCCGACAUACCAGAGAUGCAUAUCCCAGCCACAACCUGGACCGGCAUCACCUCUGACAAGGCGCUCGUGCAGCACCUGCUGAUGCUGUACUUUUGCUGGGAGUACCCGACUUUUGCUUCCCUGAGCAAGGAACACUUCCUCAAGGACUUCCAGGCCGGCCGUCAACGCUUCUGCUCCCCGAUGCUCGUCAACGCCCUGCUGGCCCUGGGCUGUCGGUUCUCGCGCCAGCCCAGCACCCUGGCCAACCCAGACGACCCGUAUUCGUCAGGGGACCACUUCUUCACCGAGUGCCAGCGGCUGUACCACCAGGAAGAAGACCAUCACAGCCUCACCACCAUACAGGCACUGGGGAUUAUGUCGAUCCGGGAGGCCAGCUGUGGUAGGGACUCGGAAAGCUGGUACUACGCCGGCCAGAGCAUCCGUCUGGCUAUCGAGAUGGGCCUGCACCAUGUGAGCAACGCAUCCGGUGAUCCCGACGAGGUCGCAGUACAGGCUGCUACUUUCUGGGGUGCCUUCUCCCUGGACCACGCUUGGUCUCUGGCCACCGGUUCUCUUCCGCAAUGUUCAUGUUAUCCGUCCUUACCGCCGAAGCCUACCAUCAUAGGGGACAUUGAGGCCUCGGUCUGGAUACCAUACACUGACGACGGCGUGCCUCUACAGCGCUCCUGUGAGCAGCCGUCUAACGUUCGCUCUGUCUACAACCGCGACCUUCUAAACAUCUACACCCAGUUUCUGAACUGGUAUGACAGGAUACCCGAGGUACUCCGGCUGGGACACAACUUCACCCCAGCCGUCCUCUUCGCCCACAUGUACUACCAUUUUGCUAUACUACUUCUCUUCCGACCGUUUAUAAAGCUCCGGAUCAUUGGCUCGAGCAUCUCCCCACGGGACGUCUGCUGCCAGGCGGCGGAUGCCAUCCAGGGGCUCCUUCGUUCCUACUCCCAACUCUACACCCUACGGCGGACUCCAUCGUUUGUGCCAUACUUUGUUCUCACGUCUUCCAUCAUGCACCUAGCGAUCGCCGCGGCCGACGCAGCACGAGGACUGCGCGCCAAGCCGCAGGUGGACUCGCAGCUCGGCACACCCUCCUCCGAGGAGAUCGGCGAGCGGGUGACCAAGGCCAUCAACCAGGGCAUCGCCGACCUGACGGAAAUGGCACCAUGCCACCACUUCGCAGAACAGGCCCUCAACAUCCUGCGCUACCUCGCCAAGAAGUGGAACAUCGAGAUCGAUCAGCUUGGGAGCAGGAUGAAGAAUCCAGAGUACGGCACGCGGCCCGUGACGCACAGCCUGAACUUCUUCACGCCUAACGUGCGUGAGCAGGAUUACGUCUCGACCUUUGGCACUGGCAGCAGCAGCAACGGGCCUCCUCCGCCGCCGCCACCACCACCGUUGUCGGAGCCUACUGUACAGUCGAUGAAUCCGACGGUCACCACCAAAGUCGGGGAUUCUAUGGAGAACCCACUGUUUUGGCCGUUUCCGAUGCAGGGACGGCCCAUGCUUCCCAGCGGGGACAUGUUGAGGGAGGCUGGCUUCGAGUUACUGUACUAGGCAAAGCGAGACAGUGAACGUUGAAAAAGCACGACUAGGAGCAGAUAGGAUUUAUACCCUGGAUGACUGAUCAUACGCUGAGCGUAUGUCUUGGACGCAUCCAUGAAUGAUGGGAGAUGUUGACGGUUUGGUUCGAGUGAGCCAUUUUUCAGCAGUCGGAAAGCUGAUGCGCUUUGGUGACGGAUUUCAACCAGGCGUUCGGUUGGCAGGCAUGGCCAUUGACCAUUUUGGCAUUAUGGUAAGAAGAGUCGCUACAAGGAGAAAAGUAGAGACAAGAAGAGGAGAUAGAUGUUCUCCCCGAGCAACACACGACAGUACUUAAUGUCUGUUAUGCUUUGGCACAUAUUGUCUGAUACCCAAGCCAUAAUGUGCAAAACACAUAUGAUAAUCACUACU
Cryphonectria parasitica EP155 is the source of this 2892-nucleotide messenger RNA. It is a transcript of the gene FL, whose product is annotated as regulation of conidiation. Bases 1 to 2496 code for a protein of 831 amino acids. Lineage: Eukaryota; Fungi; Ascomycota; Sordariomycetes; Diaporthales; Cryphonectriaceae. Gene Ontology annotation, molecular function: DNA binding; DNA-binding transcription factor activity, RNA polymerase II-specific; zinc ion binding. The record is from RefSeq and is a predicted model, not a curated record. The transcript has 8 exons. Gene Ontology annotation, biological process: DNA-templated transcription; regulation of DNA-templated transcription.